AUGGCUCAGUUUGGACAAACACAGAAGAGCUAUAAGGGAAGCUGCAACGGGAAUGUUAUGCAUUUGCUUCUUGUUUUGCUGUACUGGCAAGGUGUGAACACAGAGACCACCUUCUCGCCAAUGACUACAGAUGCUGUAACAUCACUAUCAAGUAGAACGAUAGUACAUAAAGGUCAAAGUCAUGUCAUCACUGAAGUGCUUGAAAUCCUGAAACCUCAAAGCCUAGAGCUUUUGUGUAACCUGACUGACAUUCCGAGUAAACCCUCAAACAUAACAGGCUUUUGGAGAAAGGAUGGCGAUGAAAUUGAAAACUCCCAACAAACUAUUUACAGGCAAAAUGAACAGUAUGUCCUUAAAAAGAUCUUUAAUAUCGAGGCCGGUGAUCUCGGAAAUUACUCAUGUAUCUUCAGCUAUUUGGAAAACGAGGAACAAGCUACUUUUGUUUUAAAAGUGCCUGCAAUUAAAGACAAGCGAGACAGGCCCAUAGUGAGCUAUGUUGGAGAUUCAGUUGUAUUGAAGUGUGGCAUCAAGCACACACCGAACACCUGGAAAUGGUAUAAAACCAAUGGCACUGAAAAGGAGCUUAUCAAUGCCACUGCUGACCCCAUGCGCUACAAGAUCCACUUAGCCAAAAAUAUCACCAAACUGACCUUGCUGAACUUGACUGAGGAAGACUCGGGUAAAUACAUAUGCAGCGCAGUUUUCGAUAUCGGACCCACGGAAUCACAGUUGAACCUCAAAGUUCUGUCCUUCACUGAGCCACUCAAGCCUUUCGUGGUCAUAGCUGUUGAAGUUAUCAUCCUCGUCACUCUCAUCCUGCUCUAUGAGAGACAAAGCCACAAACAGAAAGGUUCUGCUGGAACCACAGAGAACGGAUUGUAUGAACAGACACCGACACUGGAGAACACCACAGAGGAUGGAGGGACCACAACCAGACAGAGGAAAGUGGAGUACUAACACAGCUGUUUCAUUCAUUAGUAAACUUGCUGUUUGAAAUGAUCCAAAAAUAUCCAGCAUACUAAAAGUUACAUAUAACUUUAGUAUUAUAAUAUUGUCAGAACAUGCAUCAUCCUCUUGAAGAAAUUU
This is a messenger RNA of Neoarius graeffei (lesser salmon catfish), 1086 nucleotides long. It is a transcript of the gene emb, whose product is annotated as embigin. The transcript is spliced from 8 exons. The record is from RefSeq and is a predicted model, not a curated record. Lineage: Eukaryota; Metazoa; Chordata; Actinopteri; Siluriformes; Ariidae. The coding region runs from base 1 to 957 and encodes 318 amino acids.